This is a messenger RNA of Argentina anserina (silverweed cinquefoil), 1889 nucleotides long. RefSeq names its product putative recombination initiation defects 3. Gene Ontology annotation, cellular component: nucleus. The coding region runs from base 185 to 1603 and encodes 472 amino acids. The transcript has 13 exons. Gene Ontology annotation, biological process: microsporogenesis; meiotic DNA double-strand break formation; embryo sac development. NCBI's taxonomy places the organism in Eukaryota, Viridiplantae, Streptophyta, Magnoliopsida, Rosales, Rosaceae. The record is from RefSeq and is a predicted model, not a curated record.
CUCUCUCUUCAAUUCCCAGAAAUUUCAAAUUCUCGUGAUGCCUCGUCUCCAUUUCUCUCUCUAAACCACACCUCCACCUCUCACCCAAUCUCCGAUUCGAUCUCCAAUCCUCCGACUCCGUUCCAGAUCGCACCGCCGUCCGCGCCGCUCAAAACCUAAACCUCGCCGAUCCUGAGCGAAAAAAAUGAAGCUGAAGAUCAAUAAGGCGUGCGAUCUCAGCUCCAUCUCCGUCCUUCCUCCUCACUUCAGGAGAUCAAACUCUGUGGCACAUGGACCACAAGGUUCGCAGCUUCAGUUUCGAUCUCAACCAUCGGAGCAGUCAUUUUCCCAGGGACUCUCGUCUCAGUAUGGCAUGUUUUCUCAGCUCUCACAGACGUCUCUUGACGCUUUGACAGAUCAGAGGUCUCAAGGACGGGAGAACUCUAUGAAGAAUUCUGCUCGCUUACCCCUAAGUAGUCAUGCCCGUGAAGAUAGUCAACUGCAGGUUUCAAGACCUUCCAACAAUCUCAUCCGCAAGUGGAGUUUUGCUUCUGGUUCAGAUUAUCGAAGUCAGAUCAGUGAGGAAUUAGAGCAUCGUAUUGGAAUGAUGGAAACUUCAUUAAACAAGUUUGGAAUGAUCUUGGAAUCUGUUCAGGGUGAUGUUAUGCAAGUACGGAAAGGAACAAAAGAAGUUUCAAUGGAGUUGGAGGCAAUACAGCAGAAGUUGGUGGUUCAAGACAGUUCACUGCAAUUAAUGAGCAAGGGGCAAGAAGAUCUCAAAGCGAACCUUGAUGUGGGCUUCAAAUCUAUGUCUGAGCUACUGAGCAAGAAUGAAAAUCAAGACAAAUUACAGGAGAUGUUCUUAGUGCUUUCAGCCUUGCCAGAAAAGAUUGAAGCAUCCCUACUGAGUUCACAAAGUAAUAUGCACAGCUUCUUCAUCAGGGAAAUGCAGAAAUUUCUUUGCAGUAUCCAAACAUGCCAGAAUCAGAUUACAUACCCCAUCCAAACAUCUGAAGUGUUCUAUGUGCUUUCACCAAAGGCACCAAAGGCAGCUGCCCCUCCUACUAUUCUAAAAGUAGAGCAGACGCCUAAGAAGAAGUAUGUGAGAAAGUAUGUGAGGAAGUACAAAGCACCCUCACCCUCUUUACCUUCACCAAAGAAAUUGCAGGUUCCUGUGUGUCACUCUGUUCCAGAACAAAGGCCACAGCCUAUUAAGAAAGAGACCGAGAGGCUUAAAAACCCUGCUCUUGAUUCCCACUCAACUGCACCCUCAACUGUACCCUCAACUGUACCUCCAAAGGUUUAUGUUCAAGCAGCUAUAGUUACAACAAAAGAAACAGGUGGCUGGAAAACUGUAAAGGCGGGAAAAGCUACCUCUAUUCAGAGGGUAUCCCAGAAAGUACAAAAUCACACUGGAAUUAUGACGGUGAAACAGGAAACAGGUAGAAGAGUUAUCAUUGAAUCAGAUGAGGACAUUGAUGGAGGUUUUUCAUGCUUACUUGAUGAGAAAGGACCAGACAUGAAAAAUUACAUGAGUGAAGAGGUAGACGAAGAGACGGAACGGAUUUUGAGGAGGGCGAGGAGGCGAAAGAGAAGAUGCUGUAACCCUAUAAUUAUUAACUGAAGGGGCUUGAAAUCUGCUCCUGCCAUGUGCUGUGUCGUAACUCGCAAGUCCUAACCCAUAACUCACAACAUUAUGUGCUUUGAAUCCCUUGAUUACUUUGGGUAUGUAUCUUCGCAUUGCCUAUUGUUACAUCCUUCUACAUCCUAGUAGUUAUAGCUGUCCUUAAAGGACACAUAGAUAACCUGAGAACUGUGUUCAUCCAUCAAUUGCUGUAAUUAAAGAACCGGUUAUAUGGUCAAAGUGAUUCCAAUAUUGUUUGGCAAUUCUCAGCACUGCCCAUACUCGA